Molecule: messenger RNA, 2535 nt
Organism: Zasmidium cellare ATCC 36951
Lineage: Eukaryota; Fungi; Ascomycota; Dothideomycetes; Mycosphaerellales; Mycosphaerellaceae
Exons: 4
Coding region: 1-2535 (844 amino acids)
Source: RefSeq, a predicted model, not a curated record
AUGGCGUCUGCCACAGGCAUGAUGACUCGGCGCGGAACAAAACGCACCAUCUCUGGCGACACCAUCGAAGUCAAGCAGAAGAACACCACCAUCACCAUCUCCGAUAACAGCGAGAAUGAGUCGAAUGGUGCCCGAGCCAAGCGGCCCGCCACUCGCAAGUCAAGCACCACCGCUCGCAUCAAUCGAUCGUGGGGUAGAGAGGGCAAAGCACCAGUUCAAUCACCAGUCGAGUCGCCAGCACCCUCUGUUCAACAGCCAGCUGAGCCAGCCGGCCAGGUCCCUGGUGACGAUGACUGGGUGGAAGAGUAUGACUUCACCAACGAAGUCGAGAUCGAGGAUGAGGAAGAGGACGAAGACAUGUUCGACGACGACGAUCUGGAUUCCAAGUCGGUCAUCACCCUUUCUUCCGAAGCGUCAGAGGACUCUGAAUAUGCCCUGACGGAGCGCCCGUGGAAACAGUUCAACCAAGAGCAACGUCGUUCUUGGGAGACCAUGUUCUCGAACGUCAUGAUGCAGGCCAUGCAAGGAAGCUGGGAAAUCACCGAAGACUACCAGCGAGAGAAGGACAACGAAAUGGUCCGCUACAUGGAAGACUUCCCUCUGACGCAGUGGGUCAUUCCAAAAGAGCAGGCCAGUCAAGCCUACUUCCGCAUGCUUGAGCGAACCCGUUGGCGCUCACUCGGGAUCCGUAUCUACGGUCGAGAGCGUCUUCCUGAAUGGCCUGCCGGAAAUGCUCCUCCUCUUGGCAAUGCGCAGGCUGCUGCUGCUCAUGCCAACCAGCAACCUCUCCAGCCCCCACGCGACAUGUACCCGCAACAGAAGCCUCGCACAGCAUCGGGUCCACCGGGUGGUCAAUACCCAGGCUCGGCAAUGCAGCCGAACAUGCAGAUGCAGCAUCGUGUCGGCUCGUUGCCUCCUCCCCCGAACCGCUUGCCAUCGCAGCCACAUGCCCAGCCCAUCCCAGUCCCGCCAGGUGUCAUACACAAUGGUCCGCAAGGUCCACAGGGUCCUCAGCGCCCUCAAGUUCCUCAACCUCCGCAAGGUCCACAAGCUCCUCAAGGCCCUCGUGGUGCUCCAGGCCCUCAUGGUGUGCACGCUCUCCAAGGUCCUCUUCAUGGCCCUCAAGGUCCACAAGGUCCGUUGCCACCUGGUAUGGGCCGCCCAGUCGGAACUCCUCAGACUAUUGCGUACGGCAUGCAGCACGGCUGGCCACCUGGUCACAUGGUCCACCCCACCAACUUCCCAACACCACUUGAGCAACCCAAGCCACGCAAGGGCAAGGAGCGUAGGGAAAUCACCCCGCAGCCCAGUACCCCACCACCACCGCCUCCGACUCCUCCGUAUGCGUUGCGUAAGAAGCCCACUGAGAAGAAGAGCACCGGUAGCAGCAGCAGCAGCAAGGCUGGUCGCAAGAGCGCUCGUCGACAGGCUGAGGCUGAAGAAUUUCCGUGGACGCGAGAGAUCAACUUUCCUGAAGAGAAAGCAAAGGCGAAGUGGGAUGAUGGCGUCUACGAUGCGGAGACUCUGCAAGCAAUGGAGGCUACCCGUCAACGCAACGUGCCCAUCAUUGAUGAGCUGGAUGCCAAGGUCCAGGAGCAGCAGCGCCAGGCACGUGCCGCCAAGAAGCAAAAGAGAAGCGUUGCAGAGUCCGAUGACGGUGAAGGCAAGAAAGAGAAGAAGAAGCGUGAGGGCCGCAAGGGCGAGUCUGGUGGCGAUCCAUACCACUCUGGCGCGUUUGCAUUUGCGUCUUCAGAAGCCGAGGAGUUUGCUGCUGGGCUUGGCUUCAAGACCCCUGAAGAUGCUCUCGAGGCUGGUGAAUCUGGCAAGCUGGAGGCUGAGAAGCAGGCGAAGAUCAAAAUCUGCUGGAAUCCAGGCAAGAAGGGCACCACCGAGAACCUCGAACAGGUGAAGUUCUCUGUCAGAGACACUCUUGCCACCCGCAAGCAGCUGGAUGCUACUCCGAUCCUCACCAAGCGUGCUGCCGAAUGCAUCAUCGACUUCUGCCCAGACAUGCUGUGGCGUGGUAUGCUCCUGCGCAUCACCAGCGAAGCAGGCUACGGCAACAAGGACGUACGCGAUCGAUUCUGCUACAACGGUUGCUACUGCGACAAGGCAACCAUCACCAAACGCAUCUCUGCCGCCCUUGGUCAGAAGCAGAUCCAGCCAAAGUCUAGGGGUUACCUUGCUGGUGAGCUGGAGUGGUAUGAUGAGAACGUCAAGGAUUUCACCCACUACAUCGACUACUUCGGCAAGCGCAGCAGUCAUCGCAAUAUGCUCAAGAUCACGAUGCAGAACGAGAGACGCAAGCAGAAGCAGCGUGAGAAUACGAACGACCUCAAGAGUGACGGCGAUGCUGGCGGAUCUGGUCUCGAGGGAGGUUCAAGCAAGUCUCGCAAGGACAAGGACGGUGAUGAGAUGAUGGAAGAUGAUGUCGAUGGUGAUGGCGAUGAGGAUGGUCAUGAGAGCGAUGCGACGGACGAUAGCAACGCCGUCUCCAUUCAGGACUCUGACAUCCUCGAUAAGAUGGAGGAUUGA